Molecule: messenger RNA, 1020 nt
Organism: Chenopodium quinoa (quinoa)
Lineage: Eukaryota; Viridiplantae; Streptophyta; Magnoliopsida; Caryophyllales; Amaranthaceae
Exons: 3
Coding region: 1-1020 (339 amino acids)
Molecular function (GO): catalytic activity
Source: RefSeq, a predicted model, not a curated record
AUGUCAAUUAAGAUUCUUGUGUGGAAUCUAAGGCUAGAAGCUCAAGGUUUCAGUGGUGGAAUAUGGGUGUUUUGGCGAAAAGAAAUUGUUAAUGUGACUCCAUAUGAUUCGCAUACUCAGCAUGUUACUAUUUUGAUUGAGAAGUUGGGAGAAGCCCCAUGGCUUUUUUCUGCUAUUUACGCAAGUCCAAAUAGCACCUUGAGGAGAGACAUUUGGGUUGAACUUGAGAAAAUUAAAGGGAGUUUUCAGGGGCCAUGCCUUAUCGCUGGGGAUUUUAAUGAAACUUCAAAAGACUCUGAGCGUAAUGGUUGUGGUAGAAGUGAAAUGCAAAGAAGGUGUAAUGAAUUUGCCAACUGGAUUGAAAAUAACGAGUUUAUAGAUUUGGGAUGCUCUAGACCUGAGCAUACUUGGUUUAGCUUAGAGGGAACUCGGCUUCUACUUUUGAAUCAGCUCAUCUCGAUCGUGGAUUGCACGACUGGAUUUGCUCCAAUUUCCUCUAGUGUCAAACCCUUCCGGUUUCAAGCAGCGUGGAUUCAUCAUGAGAAAUUUGGGGAUUUUGUAGUGGCAAAUUGGAAUAAUAAUGUUCCUAUAGUGAGUUUCUUGAAAGUCUUUGCGGAAAAGCUUAACUUAUGGAAUAGAGAAAUUUUUCAUAAUAUAUUCCGUAAAAAAGAGGAACUCAUGGCUCGAAUGGCUGGCAUCCAGCGUGAAUUGUCAAAGAGGAGGAACUCAUUCUUAAUCAAGCUUGAGGCAAGCCUUAGAAGACAAUUAAUUAAUGUGCUUGAUCAAGAGGAAACCAUAUGGUUCCGGAAAUCUCGAUUAGAUGCAAUUUGUGACGGAGACCGGAAUACAAGAUUUUUUCAUGUGUCAACUAUUAUUAGAAGACGCAAUAAUCGAAUUGAAACUCUCCAAGAUUCUAGUGGAGAUUGGGUGACUGAUCAUGAGCAAGUGAAGAGUAUGGUUUUGGAGUAUUGGAGAAAUUUUUUCCAAGACGAGACCUCACUCGCCAAAGCUACUGGAUGA